CAGUUGUGACAUUUGCGCGUUGAGAUCUUCUCUUGUAUCAGUUUUACUUUGAGAUUUGGCGAAAUGGCUGCAAUCGUAAAUCACGCAUUCCGCAGAUACGUGCAAACUACUGCCGCCAAGGCAGCGGGCAACGUUAGGGUUGUCGGUCCUUCUGCUGUUUCCGGUGGCCACGAAGGUGGCUACAAAAUCUGGAAGAAAUUGACCUUCUUGGUGGCUUUCCCAUCCAUCGCUUUAUGCGGAGUUAAUGUCUGGUUAGCCCACCAAGCCCAUGGUCAUGAACAGGCUCCCUUCAUCAAAUAUGAUUAUCUGAGAACCCGUACCAAGCGUUUCCCAUGGGGCGACGGCAACAAAUCCCUCUUCCACAACCCCCACACUAAUGCUUUGCCUGACGGUUAUGAACACUAAAUAAUUAAUUGUAUUUAAUAGUAUGAAUAUAGUGUAAACACAUCUUAUUAUAAUAAAUUACAUAACUUUUAAACUAAA
Molecule: messenger RNA, 483 nt
Organism: Aethina tumida (small hive beetle)
Lineage: Eukaryota; Metazoa; Arthropoda; Insecta; Coleoptera; Nitidulidae
Product: cytochrome c oxidase subunit 6A, mitochondrial-like
Exons: 2
Coding region: 64-405 (113 amino acids)
Biological process (GO): mitochondrial electron transport, cytochrome c to oxygen
Cellular component (GO): mitochondrial inner membrane
Molecular function (GO): enzyme regulator activity
Source: RefSeq, a predicted model, not a curated record